AGCUACUAAUGGAAGGACCAAUAUCUGAUCUACAACUUGACAUAGACGAUUUUUCUUCAGAUGAUGAUUUCCCACAAAUUAUUUCAGAUGCCCCAUUGAGGAACUUACCUCCUCACUUGAAUUUACAAAGGAAUAUUUCAGAGCCAACUGCUCCGAUGAUGGACCAUUUUAAUACAAAUAGGAGGAAGGACUUUCAGAGCAACAAGGAUAAAAUUCAAUUCAUGAUUGAUUAUCAAAACCAGUUAAAUAGUGAAAAUCUGAGAGCUCAUAAUAUAAAACAGGCUAUUCAAAAGCAAAACGAGGUUCUUUUAUCUAAUCCUAACUUCAAGAAGUUGAAGAAACCUAACUUGAAACUGGAAACUAGUGUUGUACUUAAAAAAUUUGGACUUGUGAACAAUGCUAAUAUACAAAAGAGAAGAAGAUCCCAAGAUGGAGUAAUAGCUGAAAAAUAAGAACAAACCUCUUGAUUUCAAUGAUAUGUUUAACCUCAAACAGAAGUUAAUUGGAAGGAAUGUUAUGAGCCCAAAGAAUGAAAUUGAAGAUAAUCAGAAAACUUUUGAUGAAGCUAGGAACAGAGGAGCUUUAUCACCAACUCUUCCUUUAGGAAAGAAUCUCUCAAAAUUCCAUAAAAGACAUGUUAAAGAAAAGGGAAAUAUUGAUCAACUUAAAAAUGAUAUGUUCAUUCUAUCUAGUGAGUUUAAAGAAGGAGCAUUCCAAACUGAUUACAUCAGGAAGAAAAUAGCUGGGAAUAAAAAGAGGGAGAAAUUUAGAAAAAGAAAUAAAAUUAAAUCUAGUGAAGUUUCAUUAACUUCUACUAACUUGGGAAACAGACUAAAAAACAAAAAUUUAUUUGUCCAAAUGCCUCAUCAAUCAAAUAAAAGUAUGAGGGAAAAUAACUCACCUUUAAGUGAUCGUGAAAAUAUUCAUCAUCAAAGAUCUCAGAACGCUCCUUCUAAAGGAAUGAAUGUGUCUGAGUCAAGGAAAUUGCCAGCAGGAAGGCUUGACUAUUAUGGUACUCUUCAGUAUCCUCUGUCUGCUCACAAUAUCAAUACCAUAAGCUCUGGGAAGACUCAGAAUUCCUUCCAGCUAUAUGAAUCUGAAGUUGAGCUAGAACUUAAUAAGGAUAUAAGGAACUUGACUCCGUCACCCCAACUAUCAGAAAGAAGUAAAGGCCCUCUAAAGAAGAGGAUGGAGACUAACAAAUAAAUGUGUCUACAUUUUCAAUAUCUUUGAUCUUUGUAAGAAAGUAAGAUCGAUGAUUAAAUAAAUACAUUUUGCGUUACAACAAGAAGCUCGAGAAAAUCGAAUCAGAUCAAAUAAGCCAAGCAAGAUUGAGAGAUCGAAAAAUAUUUGAUGAAGCGAGAGAAGAAUUAGAGAUGAAAAGAUCCUUCUUAGAAAAAGUUCAGGCUUCCUCUAAAGCAUACUGCGAAAAGAAGAAAAAUAGCAAUAAUGAUAAUAUUAAUUGUAGAAAUUUAAGCAAUAUGAGAUCUAAUAAAUUGACAAAAGAUGACAUCAAGUUCAUCGAUAAGCAGUUGCUCACACUUAAUGAAUAUCCUCUUGAAUUUAAGGACAUAAUCUAUCUAUUUGAAAGGGGAGUCGAGAAAAUUGGCAGAGAAGAUGAUCGAAAGAUAAAUAUAUUGAAAAAUUCAAUGUUUAUUGCUGGAUCAAAACUUCCCCGAAAAAUGAAGAAAAAGUUAUCUAGCACUUCCCAUGUUACAAAGAAAAAGAAAUCCAUUCAAAAACCACGGAUAAAAAGAAAUAAGUCAAGGAAGAAGCAUAAAGACUUGAGCUUUAAGGAUAAGAAGUUGAAUCUCGAAAAACCACAGUCUAUAUUUAACACAAAAUCUUCGAACUUGAGCAGUAAUAAUGAGUCAACUCGAUAUGUUGAUUAUCACAUCACAAUACAGAAAGAUGAAAAUGAGGAAUCUAAGAAUGAACAAGAACAAGGAAAUUGAAUUAAUUCAAAGAGAAACCAAGGAUCAAAUUUAUUUGACGAUUCUGAUUUGCACCUGAGUGAGCAAAGAAGUUGUUCUUCUCAAUCUACAGUUGAGAACAAACCUAUCAAUCCUAUUAAUUUUAACCAAAAUUUUGAUCCUGUGAGCAUGAAAGAUAUUAAAAGGCUGUCUGAGCAUAGUAAUAAGACGAAGGGCAGCAAUUCAAGGGUACUUGGUGCUGGAUUCAAGUUAAGCUAUAAGCCUAAAAAUAUAAAUAAGAUUAGGUCUAAUAUCGUGUCUCCAGAGUCUAAUAGAAACAGUCAGCUCACAGAUCAAAACACUAUAGAGAAUUCAAGACCUAGUUUCGUCAAUUACAGUGAAGCUAAAAGUUUUUCUCCAGAGAAAAGAGUCAAAGAAAUAAAAAAAAUUAAUCAAAAGAAGUCUAGAUCUCCAUAUCAUUCGAACGGACUAUUAAUGAAAGAACGAUCUGUCAGAUCGCCUAAAUAAAGGGGUGAGUAGAAAGAAAAACUCGAAGAAAAAUGUGAGAUUCAACAAGAUUGAAAAUAGUAAGAAGAACAUGGUCAAUCCUCACAGAGAAAAACUCUCUAAAGAUAUGAUCAAUAAAAAGGAUCUUAUACAUCGGAUAAGAAAGGGAGUUCUGAGUCCUGGGAAGAUGGGAAUAUUCCAAACAAGAUAUAAAUCACCACAAAUCAAGGAUAUAAACUACAUCACUAUGCCUAAUUUUAAGGUUGAUAGAGGUAGAAGAAAGAUAUCUAAAAUGGGUGGGCUUCAAACUAUGUUUCAGUUUGAUAAUUCAAAUCAAGGAUCUUCUACCAGAGUUCCUCAAAACCUACAUCUUAAUCGAACCUUGAACAAACAAAGAGAUACUAGAAGACUAACUAACUUCGGGCCCUCUCCUACGAGAAAAAUGGUAAUAAACCACCCAAUCCUAAAGAAACAGACCAUGAACACUGAACUCCUCAAAAACCUAGACAACGAAAGAAACCCCCAUUCUAACCCCAACACAUUUUUCGAAGUAAUCCCAGAAGAAUCUCAGAACAAAAAAUCUGCCAAGAAGAACAAGCACUGAAAUCCCUCUAAUUACUCCUAAAUAUUCCUUGACUUCCACCUUCCUCUUAACCUCGUUUACACUGGGCUCUUGGGCUCCUAAAGGGAGGAAUAGGGA
Messenger RNA from Moneuplotes crassus, 3120 nucleotides. The record is from the annotation of a GenBank genome assembly. NCBI's taxonomy places the organism in Eukaryota, Ciliophora, Spirotrichea, Euplotida, Euplotidae.